CAGUACAAGUUCGUGCAGCUGCGAUACGUUGAUAAAGAUAAGUGAUAUGUCAAAGUGAAGUUUAGAUAAUAUUUCUGUUUACUGCCGUUUUCUUUCCGUAAUUAUAAAGGCUCUUGCAAAUAGUUUAAGCGUAUGAUUGAAGGUAAAGCAAAUUUACAAUCGUCGGGUAUCAUCGGAGUUAUAGAAAAGUUUGGUUGCAUGAUUUGACAGGAUUUUGAAAGCUGUAAUAUGUGUGACACCGAAGUCUCUCCCCAAAACACAACAUCGUCUUUGUCACUGCUUGACUUACCAGUUGAGAUACUGCUUCAUAUUUGCUCUUUUUUGGAUGCGGCAACAUUGGUUCACAGCCUGAGUCUAGUUUGCAAAGAAUUCAACCUAAUUCUGAACGAUGAUUCCAUGUGGAAAGCACGAAUCAGUCAGAUUUGGCCACACUGUGGUUAUCCUAUCCUGCCUUCCGAUGAUGACAAUGGACUGUUUUGGAAGCUUUCCUGCAGUGCGAUUGAGCGCCAAAAUUUGCUGUGGGGUAAAGAGCAGGGAGAAACAAUGGAGAAAUUAUCACUGCAUAAUAUUCAUUAUUCAACCAUAGAUAGUAUAUUACUUGUGAAUAAAGGAAAUGUCUGUGUCUCUGGAGCUAGAGACCGGUCCCUUGUGUAUUCAGUCUUGCCAAACAAAGGAGGUGAGAAUCCUGUAUCAAAGACCACGAACAAUGCACACGAUGGAUGGAUUUGGGAUUUGACUGCCCUAGACGAUAACAUUUAUAGCUGUAGCUGGGAUCGAACCGUCAAGUCCUGGAAACUCUCAGACACUGGGCUUAUUCCGCUGAACACUUAUGAAAUGAAGGUUACUGCACCCUUGCUGUGUGUGACGUCAUCCCCACAUUUGGGUUUGUUCGCAUGUGGAUCAUACUGUAAAACGGUGUUGGUAUUUGAUCCACGGUCCCGGUCACAAGUCGCCACAUACCAGCCACAUCAGCGAGCCAUUGUCAGACUAACCAUGAAUUCUAAUUACAUUCUCACCGCUAGCGAGGACAAAACACUAUCUAUUUGGGAUCAUAGGAGCAGAAAAACAGUGAAAACUAUCAAAAUUUCCAAUGAGAACUUUCCCAUGAGUAUUUCAAUGCAGAAGAGUACUGUUUAUGCAGGAGAUAAUGGAGGUAAAUUGCACGUUCUAGAUUUGAACAAUGAUUUAGAACUUGUAAAAAGUUAUGAGACUGGACACAAAAAAGGCAUUACUGGAGUGUAUCAGGCUCCAGGCUUGCUGAUCACAACUUCUUUGGAUAAAAGUGUGCGGAUAUCAAGUCCAACAAACCCACCAAAGCUCCUCACUUCUCUAAAUUCCACAUACGGUGAAAUAGCCGGUAUGGAUUACUUGAACGAGGUACUAGCUAUAUCAGGCACGGAUGGGAUACAAAUCUGGAGACCUAAGUGCAGAGCAUAGAUUGCCGCAUACAGGAUCAGAUAUCAAUAGCAAAUACUUGGCAAAUGGAAAUUACAAAACACUGAGAAACCGGGAAAGACAACACAAAUUGAUAAGCUAAAAACAAUGGUAAUUCAGUGUCCAUUGAUAUAGUUGAUAACAGCCCUAAGUCGCAGCCUUAAUAAAUAAUUAUUCAUUCCACUAAUUCUGUCCAACUUAGUGGACAUACUAUCUUUUUAACAAUAAAAAUGUGUGCUUUGCUAAAUGAGUUAAUACAAAAAUCGUUAUACCUUAUACUCACAAUUUAUAAAUUUUUUACCAAAAAUC
Molecule: messenger RNA, 1743 nt
Organism: Diprion similis
Lineage: Eukaryota; Metazoa; Arthropoda; Insecta; Hymenoptera; Diprionidae
Product: F-box/WD repeat-containing protein 9-like
Exons: 7
Coding region: 229-1437 (402 amino acids)
Cellular component (GO): preribosome, large subunit precursor
Molecular function (GO): protein binding
Source: RefSeq, a predicted model, not a curated record